CGCGUCACCGUCUCACCAAGAAGCUCUGACUCCAAGUCACAUCAGAACAACCUCAAUCGCAUCAAUCUAAACAACCAUACCGCUCAUCAUUGUACCUUGACAUUGGUAGCACUCAUCAAUAGUGUCUGCUGAUCGCAAAAGCAUAAAACCGACACCAAAACUCAGACUCUUGGAGAAGUGACAUCAUGCCUGAGAUCGCAGAAGUCGCGCGAAUCGUGCACUUCCUUAAAAAGCAUGCGGUCGGCAAAACAGUGCAAUCAGUGAAGACACAGGAAGAUACUAUAAUAUACGGCAAAGUUGGGACUUCCGCCGCGGAAUUCGAAAAAGCCAUGACAGGAAAGAAGAUAGUGAAUGCUCGACAACAAGGAAAAUACUUCUGGUUGGAGAUGGAUUCACCUCCCCACCCGCUGAUGCACUUUGGAAUGUCUGGAUGGAUGAAGUUCUCGAACGACCACACAGCAUACUAUCGGCCCACCACACCGGAGGAAAACCCAUGGCCGCCUAAAUUCUGGAAAUUCAUCUUGCAGCUUAAAGAUAGUGACUGUGAGGUCGCGUUCAUCGAUGCCAGGAGGCUGGGGAGGAUCAGACUCGUCAAUGCGAAAGCGGACGAUAUGCGCAUAACAACCCCUCUAAAGGAGAAUGGACCAGAUCCGGUCCUAGAUCCGGAGAUACUGACUGUGGAGUGGCUGAAGAAGAAGCUGAGCAGCAAAAAGGUGCCCGUCAAGGCGCUGCUGCUUGAUCAAGCGAACAUCAGUGGGAUUGGCAAUUGGGUCGGGGACGAGAUUAUGUACCAGGCCCGUCUUCACCCGGAACAGUACAGCAACACGUUUACGGACGAGCAAGUCAAGAGACUCCAUGAUGCCAUGAUGUACGUUUGUAAUACAGCGUGUGGGCCGGAGGUCAUGGGUGACUCAGACAAGUUCCCCGAGGAUUGGCUGAUGAAACAUCGCUGGGGAAAAGGGAAGAAGGAUUCAAACAAAUUGCCGAACGGGGACAAGAUAACAUUCCUGAAGGUGGGUGGAAGAACUUCAGCGAUUGUUCCUCGGGUCCAGAAGAAGACAGGUGCCGUGGCAGGAGAUGUAUCUGGUGCUUCGAGCAGCGCCGAGGAUGAAAAAGACACAAAGCCUCGAGCUGAGAACAAACGAAAGAAAGCGGCAAUAAAAGAGGAAGAGGAGGAGGCGGGAGAAGAGGGAGAGGAAGCAGCCGUUGCACCACAGGCAAAGAGAGGCCGGAAAGGGGGUGCAAUCAAAGUUGAAGAGCCGACAAAAGUGACACCUCGAAGAAGUCGCAGAAACGCAUAGUCUUCGUCUUUUUCAAGGCCCAUACCAUUUCUGACACGGCAUAUACCCGAUUAUGUUGGGUAAGGUACGUAGGUACCUUGGUAGUUAGGAGAGCAGCCUCAUUAGCGGUGCGCAUUUACGCUUUGGGUCAUGCAAUAUGUAUACACAAUUGGUAGUGAGAAAUCGGAAAGCUAAUAGUAAUAAUGAUACUCGAGUAGUGGUAACAUUGUUGUUCAAUAUUAACAUCAAUGUCU
Molecule: messenger RNA, 1534 nt
Organism: Aaosphaeria arxii CBS 175.79
Lineage: Eukaryota; Fungi; Ascomycota; Dothideomycetes; Pleosporales
Exons: 4
Coding region: 186-1301 (371 amino acids)
Biological process (GO): base-excision repair
Cellular component (GO): nucleus
Molecular function (GO): DNA N-glycosylase activity; DNA-(apurinic or apyrimidinic site) endonuclease activity; zinc ion binding
Source: RefSeq, a predicted model, not a curated record